Messenger RNA from Seriola dumerili (greater amberjack), 3471 nucleotides. Its product is annotated as zinc finger protein interacting with ribonucleoprotein K-like. NCBI's taxonomy places the organism in Eukaryota, Metazoa, Chordata, Actinopteri, Carangiformes, Carangidae. The record is from RefSeq and is a predicted model, not a curated record. Gene Ontology annotation, cellular component: nucleus. The transcript has 5 exons. Bases 285 to 1616 code for a protein of 443 amino acids.
AUGGCGGACGGGUGACCAAUUGUGUGGUUGUGAUACGCUGGGUAAAUAACAGGAAACAAAAGCAACCAAUUUAAUAUUUAGGUGUCUGGCGAGGAUGGGUCGGUUCGCUGUUAAUGUAACAGGUUUCUGGAUUCAAGACAAAGUUUCGGACCGUUAGCCAUCGCAGACAAAGUACAGCAGCUUGUGUCUAACGUGGUUAAGUGAUAAGCGAAAGGACCAGUACAGCAUCACACAAGACUUUCUGAUCAAGGACAUCUUUAAGCUGCUGCCAGCCAUCUUCAAAUAUGACCGACUAUCUGACAAGAGUGUUCAGGGCCGAGGUGACCACAGCCAUGGACUCUGUCCUGAGGAAAGCUCUGGUUGACAUAAUGAGGAUCUUUGAGAGCAGCCUCCAUGACCAUCAAAUGGAGCUGUUGCAGAAAGGAGAAGAGGUUGCUCAGCUUAAAACAAAGUUGCAGACAGCAGAAAUCAAGCUGAGAGAACUUGAGCGUGGAGGUGACCGAGGAGUGGAGAUGAACAAAACUCAGACAAAUGAAGUGCAAAAAGAUCCUGAAGUUGUUCUGAACCCCUCUGGACAAACUUCUGAUGUUCCUGAGAUUGAUUUUGAAGUGCCUGAUGACUGGUGUGCUCCCCUGGGUUGUGAGACCAUGAUCAAGCAAGAUGAUGGUGUUUGUCCUAGUGUAAGACUGCGCCCAUUGUUGAUUCCACUGUGGCGCAUUCCAAUCAUCAAGCAGGAGGUGGCAGACUGUGACAUUGAUUCCCACCAGCAAAGAAUGGGUCUCAGGAGAUCCAGGAGAGGUUCCUCAUUAAAUGAGGGGCACAAACACACUCGGGACAAAAUCUUACCAAUGAAUAACCAAGGAAGUCGACGUAAACCAGUGAGAAGUGACAUGAAAAAAUUGCUCCAAGACAUCAAACAAGAAUAUUCUAUCCAAACAGGCAGUAUAUGUCUUAGAAGAAGAGGGAGAAAUUUAACAGGAAAUGAGCAAGAAAAUACAGUGAAGAGAAGAGGAGAGGAACGUAAAAUCACAGUGGCUGAGUCUAAGCCUACAGAACAGGAGACAGUAGAAAAUAACGGUGAGAAGAAGUAUAUCUGCAAAUUUUGUAAGAAGGUAUUUGAUACUGUGUUUGGCCGAAAUGUGCACGUACGAUCACACAAGAGGUGCAGAGGUUGCAAAAAAGAGUUCCCCUUUCCAAGUGUUCUCAGGUGUCAUAAAUCAUCUUGCGAAAAACUCAAGAAAUUGUUAGCAAAAGAAGCACUGCGCACUAACCCCCCAAAGCCUGAGUCCCAUGGUGAAGAAAAACCAACUCUACCAAGCAAAAUACAGGUGCGCAUUAUAAAGGAAAGCUCACCUUCCUCUGGCAACCACCGUGUAUCAUCGAUCCAGAACAAUGGAUCCACCAAAAGGCAUUCCUGUGUAUACUGCAAAAAGAAAUUUCAUGCACGCUUCAGGCUCAAGGAGCACAUGCGUGUUCAUACUGGUGAAAAACCGUUUUCUUGCAGCAUGUGCCCAAAGAAAUUCCGCAUUAAUCAGUCACUCAAAAAUCACAUACUGAGAAUGCACCAGAACCAAAGGGUGAGCCAAAUGGACACCUUGCAUGGACCAAACCUUUAGAGGACACUGAAGAUAAUCAAGAGGAUUUGAUUUCUCCCAGCAAAGACUCAAGUAUCGCAAUCGACAUCAACAAUGUUAAGGAAGAAUGCGGUCCAGGCGUAAGGCUGAACUAGAGAUGGCAAACUCUAAUGGUGUCAUCAUCUUAUUGUGUCAAAAGUUCAUGAGAACCAAACGCGCCUUGAUUGAACACUUUCGCAUUCACACAGGAGAGAGGCCCAUCAAAUGUGAGAAGUGUCCUGCAAAGUUUUGCACUGGUCAGCAACUAUACAUACGCAAAAAAAAGGUCCUGUUAUCCUGUGACGCAGUGUGAGAAAUGUCAGAAGAAAUUCACAUCAAAAGUAAGAUAUAAUAAGCAUGUGUCUGAUUGUGUAAAGGACCGGCCAAAUGCCUGUAAGGUUUGUGGAAAAGGCUUUAUGACUAAAGGACGCCUCAGGAACCACAUGCAGUGUUACCACAACUAAACCCAUGUACAGUUGGCAUCGAAUCUCUGUGGACAUUGAAACACUGGAUGUUGUAAUUUAUGCUCUGAUUGAUGAUUGGAUUUACUAUUUUGCUAUUUGCUAUUUUAUUAUUUUGAGAUGUAAUUUUAAAUUAUAUAAUAAUGGUAUUCCCCAUCUCUCAGUUAUUAAAACAGUACUGUAAAUCUUUUGCCAUCACUGGUGUCAAGAAAUGGCAAAUCAGCAAAAUAGAAUUAUGAUGGCAAACUGAAAAAAAAGAAGCAUACUUUAUUGAAAGUAUUUGUCCAAAUACAUGUAGCAGUAUGGAAUAGGACAACCACAAAGUGAAUGCUAUAGGUCUUUUGAUACUGACUUUUGUAAUUUAAUUUCACACUUAUUGUGUCAUUUCAGUCUAAAGUAAGAGCCCAGAGGUAAAACUUCAGUGUCUCUGUCUAUGUCCACAGGGCUCCAGUCCACCAAGUACUCCUGCUCUACCAUCAUAAUUUGUUACUUGUUUUAAAAAUAUCACAGAAAAUUCACUAAUAAUGUGAAAAACUUUAUAUUGAGGUGGGGGAUGGCUAAAACCUAUCACAGAAAAUAUAAUUUUAUAUUGUGAUAUGGACACGUGAUAAUAAAUUCGAUUAAGAAAGCAUUUAUGGAAAAAGCAGUGUAAUGAAAAUGGCUAAUUCAGUGUACACUGACAAAGCAAGGUAUUUCAUCACAUUGAUGCAAACGUCAUGUAAAACCAUUAUUGCCUUAAAUCACACCUCUUUGACUACUUUAUUGGCCACAAUGGUCUAGUACAUACUAAAGAAUAGCCACCUCGGUAAAAGCUGUAUAACUUAAUUUCUGCCUGUUAAAAAUCUGUCACCUUGCAGUAUACAGUGUUUCAUCAAAUUAAGAGUAAAUCUUCAGCUGCCUGUAUGUAUUACUCUACUGUUUAAGCAGAAUUUGAGAAACUGCAUCACUCCAGCAAUCUCUCAGAUCACCUUGAGUGUCUGGUGAUGUGCUUGGUUAUGGACUCAGACUUUUGGGAGCAGCUUUGCAAUGUUUAUUGUAUUGCUUUGACCAAAUGUAAUUGUUAUCCUGUAAAAUCUCUUAUGUUUGACAGAUCUCUGAAAAAUAUUGCAAACUCAAAGUUAGCUUGUUAUUUCAUCUGAUGCUUGAGUUCUGAACCAAGUUGAAACAAAAGAGUGUAGACGUGAUAUACAUAGUUUACUUUUGUAACAAUUCUAAACAAAGGGUGUUUUAUUUUGUAUGAUUUGUAUUGGUUUUUCAUCGAUCCAGUAGUUCUAGUAACUAGUAGUAGUAGUAGCAGCAGUAAUUGUAUGAAAAAACUUUUGUUCUAUUUUUCUCUAAUAAAAGGGGUUUAUAAUAGUGUUGCUAGACUGAGACAUUAUCAACAUUACCCCAAUAAA